This is a messenger RNA of Mytilus trossulus (common blue mussel), 1940 nucleotides long. RefSeq lists its product as uncharacterized. The record is from RefSeq and is a predicted model, not a curated record. The transcript is spliced from 12 exons. Bases 207 to 1892 code for a protein of 561 amino acids. Lineage: Eukaryota; Metazoa; Mollusca; Bivalvia; Mytilida; Mytilidae.
UUUGGUUACUAAAUCACGUCCUUGUACCUGGGUGUGUAUGUACUAGAAUUAUAGUGUUGUAACACGUGUUUGUGGUGUGGCAUUGGUGUUAUUGAAGAAGUUGGAGGUCCCUGUAUUGCCUGUAAAGCUGAUAAUGAAUCAACGAAUAUUACAACAUUUAAUGGUAGGACAUCUUGUAUCCAAUUGAGUGCAAGGAAUAUUGCCCAAUGGCGGUCACAUUACUUAUCCUAUGCCUGAACAUCCUGGUUUUUACUAACAGUGAAAACCCUAUCCCUGGCAGAGGAUACAACAUUCUGUUUGGUAACCCGGAUGGAGUUAAUCCCAUAUCAGGCGGUAAAGACCCUGGUAUACUCCAGCGUCAAAUACUAAACUCAAAUAUCUACACGACAAAUUCGCAAUUUAACAUUGCAAAUGUGAAUGACUCCAAUACAGUAGUCAAUACUUCAGAUACAUGUGAAAAGAUCGACACGGUUGAGUGGUUUUACGGAGAAAAGUCAUAUCAAGAGAAACUUUUGAAAUCUUUUCAAUUUUCAGGUGACGGUAACUUCCAAAUUCAAAGAUUAGCCUUCACCUCAAGUCCACAGUUUGUUCACCACAAGUACUAUACAUUUCCCGAUCAUCAGGUUGUACAGGAAUUCCAUGAAACUUGUUUACAUGAGGGUACAAAGUCUAUUUAUGGGGAUAAUACUUGGCAAAGCAGAAAUCCUUCAGUCACAGACGAGUUUGCUGCCGCUGUUUGCGGUCUUAGUUCUGUGUAUGAUGCAGAAGAAUAUCGAAAGUUCUUAGAAACAUGGGGAACACAUGUUAUAUUUUCUGCUGAGAAUGGAAAGAAGAAAAUAAAAAGAUAUAAGAAGAUUGAUGUGGAAUAUUUUGAUUAUGUGGAAAACAAGGUACCGGAAGCUAUAUUGCCUUAUUUUAACAAGGAUGCUCGUACAAUUGACCUCCGUGUUUUUGCCUCAAGUCCAUACUUUCAAACACGGUAUGGAGAUUAUAUGACAAGUCUUCAUGUAGGAACUGACGAAAAACAAGAACCUGUGUUUCUGAAGCUUAUAAGUAUAGACAUGAUGUUUCAAAAACAGUUCUGGAGUCUACUUGAUAGAUUCAUUGCACACAGUACGUGUAACGAGAAUACCACUGUACAGACCAUUGCGAGCAAGAAGAACUUUGUGAUUCAAGCUCUGAACGAGUAUAAAAAUAAUGCCUCGAUUCCACAAGACAAAAAUAUAGUGGUUCCUACCAUCUGGCCUAAAGGAACAUAUGCUUUAGUCAAAGUCCAACAACAACAAUACGGAAAUGCAUAUUGUCCAUCAGGAGUGCGAUGGGAUAGUAGUUCGGUCAGUUGGUGUACGGAAGACCAGAAAAAUGACUGGUCCCAAAGUCAACAUUUUGCAGGAUCCAAGUCAUCAGGAAACAUUCAACUCAAUUUCUGUGUGAAGCGCGAGGAAGCACCGAACAGGGAAGUACGAGAUUGGCCAAAAGGGGAUUACUGUAUCCCUCAAUACAGUGGUUGUCCUGAAGGUUUUUCGUCUGGAUAUGUACGCUGGGACACAAAAGAUAACACUUACGGCAGCUGUAAUCGAGCUUCUGGAUAUUACCCAAGCGGAACAUACAGUACUGAUAUAAUGAUGAACUUCUGUUGCAGAAAGGACAGUGAUUCGUCGAUACCUAUUACCUUGCCACGUGACAUACCAUUCUAUCUUAUACGAAACAACGGCUCUAAACAGUGCCAGCAAGUAAAUGGAAUGACAUCAAAAGAAGAAUAUAUAACAUGGGAUAAUGCAAACAAUUCACAAUUGUAUAAGAAGAAUAAGAUUACUGGUGAUAUCCAUCCAUUGGUGAAUGUUACUACAGAUUUUGACAUAACCAUGUAUUUUUGUUAUUAUUACAAAUAAAAUAAUAUUUUCAUGUGAAAAUGAUAUUAAAUAUAUAGUAUGUAUUAA